GCGGCGUCGGUGUCAUGGCGGCCUCCAUGCUGGGCUGGGCCUGGGGCCCCCUGCGGCCGGGCGGGCCCGGCGUGUGGGCGCGCGGGCGGCGGCCCCUGGGGCCCGCGGGCUCGGGGCGGAGCGUGGCUGCAGCCAGCGGAGCCGGCGGCGCGGGCACUGACCGCUACUGUCUCGAGCUGCUCCGGAAACGAGAUUAUGAAGGCUAUUUAUGCUCCCUGCUGCUUCCUACAGAAUCCAGAAGCUCUGCUUUUGCACUGAGAGCCUUCAAUGUGGAACUGGCUCAGAUUAAGGAUUCAGUUUCGGAGAAGACAAUUGGACUGAUACGAAUGCAGUUUUGGAAGAAAACUGUGGAUGACAUAUACAGUGACAAUCCACCACGUCAGCCUGUGGCCGUUGAACUGUGGAAGGUAAAAAAAAAAAUUGCUGUCAAAAGACAUAACCUGACUAAAAGAUGGCUUAUGAAAAUCAUUGAUGAAAGAGAAAAAAAUUUGGAUGACAAAGCAUAUCGUAAUAUCCAGGAACUGGAAAAUUAUGCCGAAAACACACAGAGUUCUCUUCUUUAUUUAACACUAGAAGUAUUGGGUGUAAAGGAUCUUCAUGCAGAUCACGCUGCAAGUCACAUUGGAAAGGCGCACGGCAUUGUCACUUGCUUGAGAGCCACGCCGUAUCACACUAGCAGAAGAAGGGUGUUCCUUCCCAUGGACAUUUGUAUGCUGCAUGGCGUUUCACAAGAGGAUUUUCUACGGAAGAACCAAGAUAAAAAUGUAAGAGAUGUGAUAUAUGACAUUGCCAGCCAGGCGCACUUGCACUUGAAGCAUGCUAGGUCCCUCCACAAAAGUGUUCCUGUGAAGGCAUUUCCUGCCUUUCUUCAGACGGUUGCUCUGGAGGACUAUUUAAAGAAAAUUCAACAAGUAAAUUUUGAUAUAUUCCACCCAUCUUUACAACAGAAGAAUACAUUACUUCCAUUGUCUUUGUAUAUUCAGUCAUGGAGAAGAAGAUACUAAAAAUAAUCUCAUGGCACUGAUACUAAUUUAUUUUUAUUAGUUUUACAAAAGUAUACUAGUCAGGGUUCUUGUUUAUAAACAGAAGGUACUGACUGUUUACUUAAGGCAAAAAUGAAUUUAUUGGAUGGGUGUGAAUAGCGUAUAGAAUCAAUGAGAAAUUACUGUGGGGCUUGGGGGCCAAAACAUUGAGAUUCUGCCUCAGACACUGCCAUUGUCUCCACCAGCCCAGACAGUGUCUGCUGUCCCAUCCCUGUCAGGUGGAGCCGUGCUGCACCACCAGGGGGCAGAGAGAAGAAUGUCUCCUCCCUCCCUCACCCUGGGGGGAGGGGGAGGGACUAGGUAGUGCUGGCUUUGCAUUUGGAGAGCCAGAACUCAGUGCCAGUACAGGUGUGAAAUGAAUUUAUUUAGGGGUCCCAGAGAGUGAAGUUAAUACUUGGGGAGUGUCAGUCACUAUGUUGAGGGUUUUUAUCCCUAACAUUUCAUCUUUACAACCCUGUGAAAUAACUUCUGUAAGGUAAGACAGUUGGCUGUCAAGAGCUGGAACCCUAUUUCGACUUUAGGUCUGGCUGAUUUGAAAGCUUUUACUUUUUUGGUAACUCUACUGCUUCACUCUCUCUCAUUCUGUAUUACUGUGAUCGUGAACAAAGUUGUAUUCAUAAAGUGUAUUAAUGUGAAGUAUAUUAGCACAAUUAUAUUGAACAUUCAUUAGGGAAUACUGCAUUUUUAAAAUCGUGUAUACUAGUUGAUCUUCCCACUGAUAAGCUCUGGGCUACAUACUUUGAUCAGUGGUCUCAUUUGAUCUUUAAAACUCUAUGAAAUAAAGAAUUUUUUGGUCAUUAAAAAAUUUAAAAUAUAAAAUACACACUAGUUGCAAAAACAAAAUUGUUUGCAUUGCUGGUAAUGGCAGAUCUAGACUCUGAGAGUGAGUCCCUGACUCCCAAGGCCAGGAUUAUGCCCCAGUUUCCUUUUCCUGUCUCCAGUGGUCUUGUCUCCUGUUCGUUCACACCUCCCAUGUACUGUUCCAUAUCCCAUCUCUCUUGAGCCUUUGGUUUCAGCUAUGGCUUAGUGCCUACUACAACUGUGGCUUAAAAUAUUAUUGUUUUUUUGGCCCAGCCAGUGUGGCUCAGUGGUUGAGCAUCAGACUGUGAACCAGGAGAUCACAUGCCCAGGUUGUGGGCUCGACCCCCAGUGUGGGGCAUGCAGGAGGCAGCCGAUCAAUGAUUCUCUCUCAUUGUUGAUUUUUCUAUCUCUCUCCCUCUCCCUUCUCUGAAAUCAAUAAAAAUAUAUUUUUUAAAAAAUACUCUUUUUUUUUUUUUGCAAAUAAAACUUAAACUGAGAGCUGCUUGUGGGUAAGAAUACAUUGUUUUGUUCAUCUUGGGAUCCCCAGCACCUAGAAUGGCUUCUGAUUUAGAGCAAGUAGAGGUUAAUAAAUGUAUAAUUGAAUGAAUGUGCAAUGUGAUUAUAUGUGCUAAGUAUACUCUUAGUUGAUCCUGAUGCUGAAAGAAUAUUCUUGUGUUUAAAUGUGUGGCUUUAUAGACUUUUUAGCUUAUCUGAAAAAGGCAAGUACAAGGAAAUGGGACACAUUUCCCCUUGGGAUUCUGAGUGAUCCAGGGUUGAAGAGUUGAUUAGGGAUAGUCUUUGUUAGCAUUGUCUGUGGGUCUUCCUAGGUUCAGUGUGGCAGCAAUCAGCUGCUAAGCAUCUUGGUUCUUAUCUAAGGUUCUUACAAAGAAGGGUUUAAACUCUGGUGGAUUGCUGGAUUUUUUCACUGGCUCAGAAGUCUGUUUACUACUAAGUAAAUCAUUUCAAAAUACUUUCUAAGCCAUUUUAAAUUUGAUGCGUAGAGAUUUGAAUAAACUGAAGUUUCCAGUCUCCUAGAGAUUAAGAUGGGAUCUUCUUCAGAGACACUUACUCUUCUAUUCAUUUCCUGGCAUAAAAGAUACUUAGAUGGUGCCAACAUUCUUUUUCAUUUUUCACAUCUCUGGGUUUUUUUUAUUAGAGCAUUUUAAAGGAGUCAGAUACAUUUUCAAACCAUUUAAGAUGUAUUUUGAUACUGAUUCUGUGGAGUGUAAUAAAUUACAAAUGUUAAGUACUAAUUACAGGUUAAUCUCAAUGCAGGUCAAGUUGCAUAUUAUUAUAAAAUAUAUUUUGGGUAGUUCCCAAUCAACUGACAUUAUUCUUUACCUCCUUUUAGUUAAAUCUCUCCUUUUGAUGAAAUUAAAUUACUCUUGAGAACUUCAGCAGCAGCUAACACCGAGCAUGAGUUGGACAGGUGGUGUGCUCUGCACUCUUAUGCAUUCAUCUUCACAGAGAAGUAGGUCUUUAUUUUUGAAAUGAUAAAACUGCCUCAAGAGAUGUUAAGUUCAAGGUCACACAGCCAUUAGUACUAGAGCUGGAUGUCAAACCUACAUUACUUUAAUUAAUGCCAAAGCCCAACCCGUGUAUCUUUACCAUUCUUGAGAUGGUAAAAUAAAUUGCCAAGUUGAAGAGUUCAAGGGACUUUUUUCAGAAAAAUUUACUACAUAAAUUUUAGGUACAAAUUAGGUUUAAAAAGGUAUGGUUACUACAUAAAUUCCAACUGCAAAUUAGGUGGAGGGAACUGGGCAGAGGAAAUAGACAUGAAGUGCUGGUCACUGGGUGGUAUAAGCAUGGAGGGCACAGCACCGCUUGGGAGGAAAAAGGUUGCCCAAAGGAGAUGGCAUGGGGGAAGUGCCAAGAAAGUUGGGUAGGAGCCAGGGUUUGGGGACUGGGUGUAGAUGGGAAGGCCUGGCUGAGGGAGCAGUACCAGCAAAGGCAGAAUGGAUAGCCUGUGUCAAGACUUAAUUUUUGGCUCUGAAGUGAAAACAAUGUAAUAAUGUUCAGAGUUCUUAGUAAAUAAGUUUGUGAAUAUAAAGUGGCCACAUCUCCUGGUCUAGUGAAACAUUUGGAAUUAAGAUAAAAGACUUGGGAGUUGAUAUUUUGCCUGUGUCAGCAAAUCUCUAGGUGCCCUUAGAUUUGUUUAGCUCAUAAGUAGGACAUCUCUGCAGAUGCUUGACCUAAUCGAUUACCUUGUCCAGAAAGGUCUACCGAGUUGUAAACAUGCAGACAGGUAUUGAAAACAAAGCAUCCUACUGUUUGUGCCUAUAAGGAGGACCAGGCACAAAACCACAUGCACCCAGAACUGGGAGGGAUAUUGGAAGUGAGUUGGAACAAUGGGAGAGGAGUUGGGGGAGUGACUGAGAAUAUGUUAAGUAACUUGGAUACCACUCUACCUUUUUCUUGUAAUGAACAUAUACUUCUUGGGCAACUGGAAAGUUAUUUCUUAAACAUUAGGAACCUUCAAUGGACAUGAAUUUUCUUAUCAUAUCUGUAUGUACCAGAUAAAAGAAUUUGUUCAAAAACAAAAGGAAUGGCAUUUGGCACAAUAAAUUAUUAAAUAUGUAA
This is a messenger RNA of Myotis myotis, 4424 nucleotides long. It is a transcript of the gene NDUFAF6, whose product is annotated as NADH:ubiquinone oxidoreductase complex assembly factor 6. The transcript has 9 exons. The record is from RefSeq and is a predicted model, not a curated record. NCBI's taxonomy places the organism in Eukaryota, Metazoa, Chordata, Mammalia, Chiroptera, Vespertilionidae. Gene Ontology annotation, biological process: mitochondrial respiratory chain complex I assembly; biosynthetic process. Gene Ontology annotation, cellular component: mitochondrion. Bases 15 to 1004 code for a protein of 329 amino acids.